CCCCUGCGGGUGCCUCGGCUCUCUGUGCCCGCCGCGCUGGCGGUGGGCUCGGCCGCGCUAGGCGCCGCCUUCGCCACUGGCCUCUUCCUAGGGAGAUGGUGUCCCCCAUGGCGAUUCCGACGAGAGCAGCGCCUGCUGCCCCCUGAAAACAGUCCCCUGUGGCAAUAUCUGCUGAGCCGUUCCAUGCGUGAACACCCGGCGCUGCGGAGCCUGCGGCUGCUGACCCUGGAGCAGCCACAGGGGGAUUCCAUGAUGACCUGCGAGCAGGCCCAGCUUCUGGCCAACCUGGCACGGCUCAUCAAAGCCAAGAAGGCGCUGGACCUGGGCACGUUUACUGGCUACUCCGCCCUGGCACUGGCCCUGGCACUGCCCCCUGCCGGGCGCGUGGUGACCUGCGAGGUGGACGCGGGGCCCCUGCGAGUUGGCGCUGACCUGCUCCUUCCGCAGGCGGAGAUGGAGCACAAGAUCGACCUCCGGCUGAAGCCCGCCCUGGAGACCCUGGAUGAGCUCCUGGCCGCGGGCGAGGCCGGCACCUUCGACGUGGCCGUGGUGGACGCGGACAAGGAGAACUGCGCCGCCUACUACGAGCAGUGCCUACAGCUGCUGCGACCCGGAGGCGUCCUUGCAGUCCUCAGUGUCCUUUGGCAUGGAAAGGUGCUGCAGCCUCAGCAUGGGGACGUCGCGGCGGAGUGCGUACGAACUCUGAACGAGCGCAUCCGGAGGGACGUCAGGGUUCACAUCAGCCUCCUGCCCCUGGGUGAUGGCCUCACUUUAGCCUUUAAGAUCUAGGGCUGGCCCCUAGUGAGUGGCUUGGGGGGAAGGCACCUGGGAAUGCUAGGCUUUGCCUGAGACUUAAAUCCAAUAAAGUGGGGCUGGGACACACGA
Molecule: messenger RNA, 885 nt
Organism: Tupaia belangeri chinensis (Chinese tree shrew)
Lineage: Eukaryota; Metazoa; Chordata; Mammalia; Scandentia; Tupaiidae
Gene: COMTD1
Product: catechol-O-methyltransferase domain containing 1
Exons: 7
Molecular function (GO): O-methyltransferase activity; S-adenosylmethionine-dependent methyltransferase activity
Source: RefSeq, a predicted model, not a curated record